CAUAUCUGCACCAAAACCUCGUCCGACCAUCAUGCAUCAGAUGCCAUCAAGAUUCGUCCCUCGACAGCGCUAGCACGCUUUAGCUCGCUUCAAGUGAAGAAUCACGUCAUUCCAAAUGCAGAUACUCAGCAUGACUCUGACCCACAAGAUGAUUUGCUGUUUCAUUCUGAAUGUGUUGGUUUGCUUGAUGCUACCCGAGGCAGAUUGGUUCUGCAGUGACAUUUGCAUUAGUGGCACCAGCUCUCAGAGGAAGACUUUUUUUAAAUCUAAGAGUCGUAUAUGCUCGUCUGUACGAUGCCAGGCUAGGAUGUUCGGCAAUACAUGUUCGUCGCUCGCCCGCUGUUCCCCCGUGGGAAUUUCCACACGCCCUAGGGGUAUGCUAAAUUUGGUAAUUUUUGCUGUACCAGAACCUGAGGUCGUAACGGUGUGAGCAUGGUGGCCUCAUGUACAUUUUCUCUCGAGCGGGUACCUCUUGGAGUUUUAGCGACGUUUCAGUUUUUACUCUGAGUCGUCCUAUCAGCUAGAAAUUUUGGACAUACACAGAUGGCCCCAGGGUUGGCUCGGAACAUCGUUAUAUUUGGAGAAACAGGAGCGGGCAAAAGCUCCGUCAUCAACCUGAUGGCUGGUCAACAGAUUGCGCACAUAGCGCCCGACUCUCACGUCUGUACUCUGCAUUGGACGG
Messenger RNA from Suillus subalutaceus, 682 nucleotides. RefSeq lists its product as uncharacterized. The transcript has 3 exons. Bases 116 to 430 code for a protein of 104 amino acids. Lineage: Eukaryota; Fungi; Basidiomycota; Agaricomycetes; Boletales; Suillaceae. The record is from RefSeq and is a predicted model, not a curated record.